AUGCCUGCCGCCUGCCGCUGCCUCUUCCUGCUGCUCCUGUCAGCCUGUGUGGCUCUGUUGCUGCAGCCGCCACUGGGUACCCGGGGGGCCCCGCUGGAGCCAGUGUAUCCGGGGGACGAUGCCACACCAGAGCAGAUGGCCCAGUACGCGGCUGAGCUCCGCAGAUACAUCAACAUGCUGACCAGGCCCAGGUAUGGGAAAAGAGACAGAGGAGAAAUGCGGGACAUCCUGGAAUGGGGCUCCCCCCAUGCAGCCGCCCCCAGGGAGCUGAUGGACGAGUAAUGCCACCUCCAAGUAAUGCCACCUCUGCCUCUCAGGCCAAUGCCAGCCUACCUCUCCCCUCUGCACCCCUGGCCAAAGCUUGCUCCCUGCUCUCACACACAGACUAAAUAAAGCAAGUCAAAGUCAUAGCUUCUGUGGGUGUGUG
This is a messenger RNA of Canis lupus familiaris (dog), 427 nucleotides long. RefSeq names its product pancreatic polypeptide (gene PPY). The record is from RefSeq and is marked provisional. Gene Ontology annotation, molecular function: neuropeptide hormone activity; neuropeptide Y receptor binding. Gene Ontology annotation, biological process: feeding behavior; neuropeptide signaling pathway. Gene Ontology annotation, cellular component: extracellular region. NCBI's taxonomy places the organism in Eukaryota, Metazoa, Chordata, Mammalia, Carnivora, Canidae.